AUGAGACUGCGGGGGGCGGUAGCAGAUGAGUUUGGAGAGGCCGUUGAUGUUGAGACCGUUCAGGCCCUUCCUGGCCAGGUUGAGGGGUGCGGCUUCUGGAGUCCUGUGGGGCUGUUGAAGGGCAGGGCUCUGCCCAGUGCCCUGUGCGUAGGCCCUGAUUUACUCUGCCUGGCCCCCUCGGUGAGAUGCUGUUCUUACUGUCUUACAGAAAUGGCAGUUCUGACCCAAGUAACAACCCGCUUGCUGCAGGUCCCUGGGCCCAGGUGGGGUUUGCAGCCAGGCACAGUGCUUUGAGCACUCCCGUGCACGACUGCAGGUCUGGAGCCCCCGUGUACAGACCGUUCAGUAGUGGCGGUGCCUACCCCAGCAUCCCCCUCUCUUCUCCCUUACCCGGAGCACCCACACCCGUUUUCGCUACAGUCGAUGGACAGGAAAAGUUUGAAACCAAAGUUACCACACUGGAUAAUGGGCUGCGCGUGGCAUCCCAGAAUAAGUUUGGACAGUUUUGUACUGUGGGAAUUCUUAUUAAUUCAGGAUCAAGAUAUGAAGCAAAAUAUCUUAGUGGAAUUGCUCACUUUUUGGAAAAGUUGGCAUUUUCGUCCACUGAUCGCUUUGGCAGCAAAGAUGAAAUCCUGCUUACCUUGGAAAAACACGGGGGUAUUUGUGACUGCCAGACGUCAAGAGAUACCACCAUGUAUGCUGUGUCUGCUGACUCUAAGGGCCUGGACACGGUGGUCGGCCUGCUGGCUGACGUGGUCCUGCAUCCCAGGCUAACAGAUGAAGAAAUUGAGAUGACACGAAUGGCUGUCCAGUUUGAGCUGGAGGACCUCAGUAUGCGGCCUGACCCGGAACCACUUCUCACGGAGAUGAUCCACGAGGCCGCUUACAGUGAGAACACGGUUGGCUUGCGCCGUUUCUGCCCCUCGGAAAACAUAGCGAAGAUUGACCGGGAGGUGCUUCACGCCUACCUGAGAAACUACUACACCCCGGACCGCAUGGUGCUGGCGGGGGUCGGGGUCGAGCACGACCACCUCGUGGAAUGCGCCAGAAAGUACCUCCUGGGCAGCCAGCCGGCCUGGGGAAGCGAGACCGCUGUGGACGUGGAUCGGUCGGUAGCACAGUACACCGGGGGCAUCGUCAAGCUGGAGAGAGACAUGUCCAACGUCAGCCUGGGCCCUACCGCCUUCCCCGAGCUCACACACAUCAUGAUCGGGCUGGAGAGCUGCUCCUUCCUGGAGGCGGACUUUAUACCCUUCGCCGUGCUGAACAUGAUGAUGGGCGGCGGUGGCUCCUUCUCGGCCGGCGGGCCUGGCAAGGGCAUGUUCACCAGGCUCUACCUCAACGUGUUGAACAGGCACCACUGGAUGUACAACGCAACUGCCUACCACCACAGCUACGAGGACACGGGCCUGCUGUGCAUCCACGCCAGCGCCGACCCCCGACAGGUCCGGGAAAUGGUGGAGAUCAUCACGAAGGAGUUCAUCUUGAUGGGCGGGACCGUGGAUGUGGUGGAGCUGGAGCGAGCCAAGACGCAGCUGAUGUCCAUGCUGAUGAUGAACCUGGAGUCCCGGCCUGUGAUCUUCGAGGACGUGGGGAGGCAGGUGCUGGCCACCCAUUCCCGGAAGCUGCCGCACGAGCUGUGCGCGCUCAUCCGCAACGUGAAGCCGGAAGACAUCAGGAGGGUCGCUUCCAAGAUGCUGCGCAGGAGGCCGGCGGUCGCUGCCCUGGGCGACCUGGCUGACCUGCCCACGUAUGAGCACAUCCAGGCGGCACUGUCCAGCAGGGACGGGCGCCUGCCCAAGACCUACCGGCUCUUCCGGUAGCGCCGGCCGGAGCUGCGGACAGUGUGUUCCACGCGCUCCUUUGGAUGCGAAUUUAGCGCAGACUCAUAAAAGGAGCAAACUGGACAGCUUCUAACCGAGCGAGCACGUUUAAUGUACCCAGAGCACAGCUCCAUCCCUCCCGAAUCUAAUGUGCCAGCCACUGGAAUAAAUACUCUCCACGCCUGCCCGAGAUGCGGCGGAGGGCAGAAAGGUUCGGA
This is a messenger RNA of Pteropus alecto (black flying fox), 2041 nucleotides long. It is a transcript of the gene PMPCA, whose product is annotated as peptidase, mitochondrial processing alpha subunit. NCBI's taxonomy places the organism in Eukaryota, Metazoa, Chordata, Mammalia, Chiroptera, Pteropodidae. Gene Ontology annotation, molecular function: metalloendopeptidase activity; metal ion binding. The transcript is spliced from 13 exons. Gene Ontology annotation, cellular component: mitochondrion. The record is from RefSeq and is a predicted model, not a curated record. The coding region runs from base 186 to 1823 and encodes 545 amino acids.